Cynara cardunculus var. scolymus (artichoke) is the source of this 2718-nucleotide messenger RNA. RefSeq names its product TMV resistance protein N-like. NCBI's taxonomy places the organism in Eukaryota, Viridiplantae, Streptophyta, Magnoliopsida, Asterales, Asteraceae. Gene Ontology annotation, molecular function: ADP binding. The record is from RefSeq and is a predicted model, not a curated record. The annotation marks the transcript as partial. The transcript has 4 exons. Gene Ontology annotation, biological process: defense response; signal transduction.
UCUUCUCAAAUCACAUCGAUCUCUCUUCUUCAACCUUUUCGUAGUAUCAAAAUUAAACAAACUAACCAUUUGAUGGCAUCUUCAUCGUCGUCUUUUCACUCCACUCCUCCCACCUCUUGGAAAUAUGACGUUUUUCUCAGUUUUAGAGGCACAGACACUCGCUACACCUUUGUGGAUCAUCUUUACACAGCUCUUAUACAACAAGGAAUCGGCACUUUCAAGGAUGACGAAGAACUUCCUCGGGGCGAAACCAUCCGUCCAUCGCUUUUGAAGGCUAUUGARGACUCACAKAUUGCURUCGUUGUAUUCUCUGAAAACUAUGCCCAUUCUUCUUGGUGCUUGCAAGAACUUGAACAUAUUAUGAAAUGCAAGGUUGAGAGAGACCAAAUUGUUAUUCCCAUAUUUUAUCACGUUGAUCCCUCGGAAAUUCGAAAUCAAGAAAGGAAAUACGAAGAAGCAUUUUCCAAACACGAGACAGAGAAGAAAAACGUUGAAUCUUGGAGAAAAGCACUUACGGAAGCAGGGCACCUAUCUGGACAUGUCCCUUAUGGGCCCGAGACAGUAUUCAUCAAAAACAUUGUUAAAGAAAUUGUAGAAAGAUUAUGUAUAGCAAUUCCAAGCGACAAUGAAGACCUGAUUGGAAUGGAGAAUCGCCUACAAGAUUUGAAAUCAAAGUUAGCAAUUGAUUCACAAGGUGUGCUGAUGGUUGGAAUAUGGGGGCUUGGUGGUGGUGGUAAGACUACUCUAGCAUAUGCUAUUUAUGAUGAAAUCUCCAGUAAGUUUGAUGGUUGUUGCUUUGUGAAAAACAUUCGGGAAGAAUCACGCAAGCAUGGUUUGGAGGAAUUGCAGAAGGAAAUUCUCUCACUUACUUUGAGGCAAAAAAGAGAAGAUUUAGUUGGAGAUGUAAGGAAGUUGAUAAAGAGUAGGCUUCGUCGUAAAAAGGUCUUGCUAGUUCUUGAUGAUGUCGAUGAUGCUAACCAGCUUACGGCAUUGGCUUCACAUGAUUGGUUUAAUGAAGGAAGCAGAAUUAUAAUCACAACUAGAGAUAAACAUUUACUGAAAGCUCACAAAGUAAAUGUGAUAUACGAUAUUAGCUUGUUAAAUGAUGACGAGGCUAUGAAGCUCUUUAGCAAGCAUGCACUUGGGCAUGGUAUCCAUAUAGAAGAUUAUGAUAGUCUUUCAAAAGAGGUUGUUUCUUAUGCCGGUGGGCUCCCGUUAGCACUUAAAGUUAUGGGUUCAUUUCUUUGCGACAAAGACGGGAGUGAGUGGGUGAGCGCCUUGGCCAGACUAAAAGAUAUCCCGCAUGGUAAAAUUGUGGAACAACUAAAAAUUAGCUAUGAUGGACUUGAACCCCUAGUGAAAGAGUUGUUCCUAGAAAUUGCAUGUUUUUUUAGGAGAGAAAAGAAAGAUAAGGCAAUAGUGAUACUUCAAGCUUGUGGUUUACACCCUGAUAUAGGAGUAAAGGAACUGAUACAAAAGGCUCUUAUAAUUGUGACAAAAGAAGGAAUGUUUGAUAUGCAUGAUCUGAUACAAGAAAUGGGGCACCACGUCGUUCGAGAGAAAAACCCACGAAAUCCUGAAAAACACAGUAGGGUUUGGCGGUGGGAGGAUGUUGUAACGAUAUGUGCUCUACCUGACGAGAAAAACCAUUGGAUUGAAGCAUUAGAAGUUUGGGGUACGGGGGCACAAGAACCUUGGACAUUGGGGGAGGUUCCUUGUAGUUUUCCUCGUGUUGUUGCAAACAUGAAGGAACUUCGGUUGAUUUCUUGCUUGGGAUAUCCAGCGACUUCAUUGCCAGGAAAUUUUCAACCAACUAAACUUUCUUAUCUACAAUUGAAUUCAGUCUCACUAGAGCAACUUUGGGAAGGUGAAAAGCAUCUACCAAAUUUGAAAGUGCUUGACCUCACUGGUUGCAGUAACCUUAUCAGGACACCAGAUUUUCACGAACUUCCGUGUCUUGAAAGAAUAAUACUCCACAGUUGUCUCAAGUUAACAGAUGUUCAUCCAUCAAUUGGAUAUCAUGAAAGGCUUAUUUCCGUGGAAAUGCCAAAAUGUAGGAGCCUUAAAAUGUUUCCACCCAUCAGAGGGAUGAAAAAGUUGGAGACUCUUAUUCUUUCUUGGUGCUCUGAACUUUGCAUGUUCCCGGAGAUCCAAAUGAACCUGGAUAACAUUGUAGAGAUUUCUUUGAUGGGAACUGGAAUAAAAGUCGUACCAUCGUCAAUCGGAAAAUAUUGUACCAGUCUUCUUUCUCUUGAUUUGCGAAGUUGCGGAAGUCUAGAGAGUAUUGAAGGCAACCUCCAUUGCUUAAAACAUUUGAAAGAGUUUCAUAUCGAUAAUUGUAAAGAGCUUAAGAUACCAGCAGAGGGCCUCUUUGAUGUAAAAGGUUGUUUAGAGGUGUUUUAUUUAUAUAAUACAUCCUUCAAGAAUCCUCAUCGAGGCAUCGCGAGCAUGAAAUUUCUAGGUUUUCCACCUCCCUUAAGAAGGUUGGGUCUUGGUUGGUGCAAUUUAUCAAAUCAAGACAUCUCAUCUGUUGUUUCCGAGUUAUCCAACCUACAAGUAUUAGACCUACAAGGAAAUGAUUUUUCACGAUUGCGUUGCAGCCUCUUGGAACUUCGUAGUCUCAAAUUCCUCGACCUGUCAUUUUGUUGUAACCUUGUAGAAUUACCAGAUCUUCCAUCAAACAUAGCUGUUGUCCGAGCAUAUGGGUGCAGCAAGCUU